Molecule: messenger RNA, 1542 nt
Organism: Hymenoscyphus albidus
Lineage: Eukaryota; Fungi; Ascomycota; Leotiomycetes; Helotiales; Helotiaceae
Source: the annotation of a GenBank genome assembly
AUGGAUCGCGGCAAGGCAUCACCCAUUCUCGCGCCUCGUCACGACUCAUCGAGCCGCGUUACCAAACCCGAAUCAGCAGCAGACAAGCUCGCCGCCCUCAAAGCCAGAGUUGCAGCAGCAGUUGGUAGCAGUAAAGCGAAGGUUGGAGGAGGAGGAGGAGGAGGCACAGGGCUGAAUGCACCACCUCAUCCCAUCCUCGCUCGAGGAGGCUUGAACGUCGACCUCCAUCCAGCGCUUCAGGACUUGGGACAGUACAAGGCAUCAAAGAGCGUUGCGCCCAAGUUCGCAACAAGUAUUGGAAAUGCCCGACCACAACCCGACAAACCGGCUGCGAAGAUCAAGAAACAGCUUGAUCUCUCUGGACCCUCGCCUGAGGAAACGAGAAAUAAUCCGUACUUCGAUAUCAGUCUAGGGGCCCAGACAGCAACAUUGAAGAAUAGGCAUUCGAGACAGCUGGUUUUCAAUCAGAAGGGCAAAUAUAUUCAGCAGGCCACUGCAUUACGAAGACAGGCCGCCCUGGAGGCGAUGAAGAAGCGCAUCGCUGAAUCAUCUAGGAAAAUUGGUAUAGACGAAGACCUUGAUACAGAAAAGAACUACCUGAUUGAGGCGCCCCCGGAAAUUGAAUGGUGGGAUGAGGGACUGGUAGAUGCUAAGAAUUACGAUGGAUUGGACGAUCCAAAGAGAUUAAAAAUCGAUACGGCCGACUCGAUCAUCACCGAAUACAUCCAACAUCCAGUUCUUCUCGAGCCUCCACAGGAAAAGAAUAUGCCCGCACCCAAGCCUAUGUUCUUGACCUCGAAAGAACAGGCCAAGCUGCGUCGACAGCGAAGAAUGGCAGAAUUAAAGGAACAACAAGCUAAGAUCCGACUCGGAUUUGAGCCAGCGCCCCCUCCAAAGGUAAAGAAAGGAAACCUCAUGCGAGUGCUAGGAGAGGAAGCUGUCAAGGAUCCUACGGCCGUUGAAGCACGCGUGAACCGAGAGAUCGCAGCACGUCACCAAACGCACGUCGAAAUGAACGAGGAGCGAAAACUCACCAAAGAACAACGACACGAAAAGCUUGCUUUGAACCAGGAGAAAGACGCUGCGAAGGGUAUUAAACUGAUGGUAUUUAAGAUUGGCAACUUGUCGAAUGGCAGUCACCGAUUCAAGAUAUCGAAGAAUGCAGAGCAAAUGGCGCUGACGGGUAUUUGCGUUAUGCAUCCAAGAUUUAACUUGGUUAUCGUUGAAGGAGGGGAGCACAGUAUACGACAAUAUCGUAAACUUAUGCUGCAGAGAAUUGAUUGGACCGAAAACUCUCCCACACGCAUCAAAGAAGGUACAAAAGCAGAAGCAUUGCAGGAUUGGCUCAAGGCGGAGGAUGAGAAGGGAGAGCUGAAGAAUAUGACAUUAAACAAAUGUGUACUAGUAUUUGAGGGCGAGGAGAAGGCUAGAGCCUUUAGGAAAUGGGGUAGCAAGGUAUGUGAAACGGACAGUGCUGCCCGUGAUGCCUUGACCAGGGCAAAGAUGGAGAAUUUCUGGACUUUGGCGAAGAGCAUGAAAUAG